UUUGAGGCGAACAAUAAUGGCUGCGUUCGUGUGUGGUGAAUGACGUUUUCGGUGGAAUAGUGCACAGUCUCCAUGAAAAACUUGACAUUCGUAAUUCUUACAGAUCAAAGUUUCAAAUAAGAAACUCCCGCCAUUAGUGAAUCAUGGCGAACGCAUCAAAUGUUUUCCGGGUUGGAGGUGAGUGAUCACACUAGAAACUUCGGAGAAUUUUUCACUGAAAAGCUUCAUUUUCCCCCCUUGAGGAAAUCGCAUUUAAUGGCAUGUCUUUCCUUGCCUUGCGAAUGCUUAAUUUCUCGAGUAUACUUAAAAAGGAAGUAAAUAUAUUUAUUUGAUGUUGGUGUGGAUUUUUUACGCGCGGACGAUUGCGUUAUUUUAUCCGUAUGCCGGGAGAAUGAACAAAAACCUCCGUACGGUGUACGAAUGUUAUCGGGGACUUCACUACUGCCAUUCUUUACUAGAAAACCCGAGGGAAGUCUCGUGGAAUUGAUUUGUUGUAGCCAUAAAUUGAAGGUUGUCUCAAUGAUUGUGAUUUGAUUUUAAAACGACGAAAGGAAAACCGAAAAAAACUUCACAAAUGAUAGUUUCAGGUCUGUUGAUUUGGUGCGCGCGGUUACCUGCUUAGCGGCUGUCGUUGCGACCAUGUGCGUUUUUUUGGUAGCAAACCGUAUUUCUGAUGAUAUCUGACGAUUUUAAACUGAUGUAUUGCGUUAAUUAACUUCUACUUCAACACAGAUUAUGUUUACGUUGAGACCAAUCCUGCGUUACCGUAUCAAAUACGAAGAAUUGAGGAGUUGACCAAGGUAAAAAUUUAAGGUGGCUCUGAACAUUUAUUCAUAAAUAUGUUAAUUACUAAAUUUGGUUAUGGGCUUAGAGUAACUUUCUUCUUUUUCUUCUAGACAAGCAAUGGGCAAGUUGAAGCUAAAGUUCAGUGUUUUUACAGAAAGAGAGAUUUAUCUUCAGCCCUUGCAGUUCAGGCUGAGAAACAUUUGAGUGAGUAUAGCCAAGCUGGAACAAACUAGACACAUUGCACACUUUCUUUAGUGGCUUUUAUAGUGUCUUUUUCUUUUCAACAUGUUCCAAAACACACAAUUAAAUCAUGGAAAAUGUGAAGAGCCACUAUAAUUUCCUGGAUCAGGUGUGCAUAUAGUGAGAUUUAGCUUUGGUGUAAUUUGAGACAAACAGUGUUGCUCUAUUUGUCAUAGCUGUUGACAAUGUUUUACUCUGAAAUGCCUAUGAUGCCUGGGUUUUUCAAGAUCCCUAAUUUUUCCAACUAUUGUAUGGUUUCUGUGAUGUAUGCUUUAAGACAAUUUGGUACUCAGUGAUCGUAUUGAAAUUUUUCUGCUGUUGUUCCUGUCAAGCUGUAGGCAUAGUUGUGUUAUGGUCUUAGUCCAAGCAGAUAAUCUUGAAAAGGGGGUUUGAUUUGUACAAAGGAUUGUAAUGAUGAUUUUAAGGGAAGCAAUCAGAAGUUGUGUAAUUUCAGGGUGUUAAAAAUUUUUGAAAUUCUUGGAAUUGAUGAGGAUGCCCUCCUGGGUCACAUGCUCAGAAAUUAUCUUAUAUUUCAAUGUGAAUUAUUAUCCUAAUAAAACUGAACAUUUUGGUAUUGGUUUAUACCUCAAACCUGUGACAAGCAACUUUCUCCUUGAUCUUGAAAACUUUCAUUUAUGGUAUACAUUACCUGAUUUGCAAUAUUAUAGUUAAAACAAAGUUUCAACAAAAGGAAAUUGAAUCCUAGCUUUUGUUUCAUCAUCAGUAGCACUGAAAUGGGGAAUUUUUAUCACUGUAGGUUAUCCCUCAUUGUUGGGUUUUCAGCAGUUAUCAGUUAUUACAAGAUAACUGUUGGAGACAUGAGAGUUGAGGAGGUUGUUAAGAAUACCAAGUAUUUAACCCAACAGAGGGGUUUCUAGCUGCUUAGCAGCUGUAAAUGUGAUUAAUAAUAAUCAAAUUAUUCUCAGUUUUCAUACUAAAAAAAUCUAUUGCAUAAGACUAUACUUUCUGGUCAUUUCGCUGGGUUUCUGGUAUAGUAGAAGAUUCUGAUAAUAUAGUCAGGGUUAUACUUUGGCCAAGCACAUGCACUACAGUUGACCAACAUCUGUCUUUAGGAGACUUAGAUACCUUUGUUUGUAUGAAAGUUUUUAAAAGCUUAAAAAAUCAGAAAACUGAGACAAGAGCUUUGAAGAACCAAGAUAUUUUUUAAGAACUUCACUUUGUAAUUCAACGUUGACAUGCCUGUUUUCUUACUGAUUAUUCAAUACAAUUUUGUCGCAGUACAAGCAGAAGAGGAUGCAGAAAUUGAAAUGGGUGACAGUGAAAUGGAAGAUGUGUUAAGACAUCAGCUGAUUCACAGAGAAGUGUUUUUGUCCAGACAGUAUGAAAAUAUUAAUGCCAACACCAUUAGGUAAGAAGACUUAAAAAUGUCCUAUUUUAUUCCUUAAAACUGAAAUGAAAUCUUAAGUUAACAUAUCAUUUAUUGUUAUUCCCAAAAUCAAAUCCUCAUGGCAGGUUAGAAUGCUGGGAGGAUAUGUAAUUUUGUAUGCAGUUGGUGUUGUUCAUUAAAAUGUGCAGAAUAUAUCCACAUGUCAUUUGUGUUGUAGUAAAUUAUAGCUUUUAAUUACUGAAUUUCAUGCCAAAGGUCCUGUGAUACAAUAUAAGUGAUAAAUCUUCAUAGUAACAUGCAAAAUUUCGAAGUUGUUUUAAUGAAUAGAAUUUUAAAAGUGAUAAAGAUAAUGAAAUCACCUUUAUUUUGUACCUUUAGGACUUUACCAUUGUUUUUUUACACAAAUUAUUUCCUGUCAAAUCUAACUAUUUUCUUUCACUCUUGAUAUAAACAAAGAAAAUGAUUGAGCUUUUAUCAUGGCUAGCUUAUGGACAGAAUCGUUGCUUUAAUCUGUCACUAGAAAUGUUUAAUACAUGACUGUAAUAAUUUUAGGCAAGAUGUUUAGCUUUUGCAAGGUUAAGAUUGUUUUGUAUUACAAGAUACAUUGUUCAUGUAAUGUUGUUUUGAGGUUUUCAAAUCGCUUGAAUUAGAAAGAAGAGAAGGGAAAGUCACAAAGCAGAUUUAGAAUUUGGACCACAGGAAAUUUCUGUCGAUUUUGUUUUGCAAAUAAGGCAGUUGAUGUUUCAUUGUGAUUUUGAGACAGGUCUGUGUCAUCCUAUCAUGGUACAAGCAUUGUCUGUAUAGAAUUCAAUUUAUACCAUAGAAUUGUUUCAUAAUAAUUUUCUAUGAUCCUAAGCACAAAUUUGUGCUCUUGUGGAUGUGUUUUUGUAGUACAUUUACCUACCUGUUUUGGAAAUGCUGACUUUCCCAAAUUCUACAAUAUAGUGCACACUGGUUAUUAUUGGUAAAGGUUCCAGUUUUAAAUUUUAAACUCAUACUAGGCUACUAUAAUGUCAGGUUUCCUGUUGUGUGAUCAAUAUGCAUUGUUCUUACAAAAGAAUAAUUUUACUUGAAUUGUGUGUGUUUUUUCAUGCUGUUUGUGAAUUUUGGAUAGAAUAAGAAAGAAAAAAAAACAGAAUGAAAAGCUUUUUCAUUCAGAACACUGAGAGAUCACUCCAGAAACUCAAGAUGUUUUAGAAUUUCUGGAUGUGGUACUCAAAAUAUGUGAAAUGUAUUUUCUUGGUUACAAACCAACACUUUCGCAUAACUUACAUUGUACAUUGUGCUGAUUUUAUCAAUUGCACUUGUAAUCACUGAAUAUGUUUAUUAAAUAUCUCUGUCCUUCUUAAUAAUUCAUGGAGAGUGGUGUGGUAGCUGGUACAGCAUAUGCUUGUUGUCUAAAAAUGUUUUUGUCAGGUGUCUUUUUAAAAAAAUCAGAAGUCAAGGGAAAAUCUUUUUAAAAACUCUGAACUGUGUCAAAAAUAAUUUUCCCAGAGAUUCAUGUCCUAAACUUUAUUAGCAAACAAAAGUGAACAGAUGGUUGGAACCUAUGUCUUUUUGGCACAAACUACUGUUCAACAAUAAUUUCUAAAUGAAAAUAAUGCCAUUUUGUAACAAAUGAAUCCUCAUACAUAUAUGUAUAUAUGUGUAUGGGGUCAAAAGUGAAUUUUGAAGAGUUUAGAAAUGUGUUGAUUUGUGUGAUGUUUUGUCUGUCAAAUUGCUAGCUUGUUUUUAAAUUAUAAAGUUGAUUUAUCUAUACAUUAUUGAUUUUUAAUGUUUGUUAAUGAGAGUUUGAUUUUUUGCACUGUAAUAUUUCUUUUUUUUUUUUUCAUAGAGGAAAAUGCUUGGUGACUCUUUACAAUGAGGCUGAAGUUCUACCAAAAUAUUUAGAAAAAGAGGUGUGUUCAAUAUCUUUUAUACUCCUGAUGUUUGAGGUGAUCAUGUGUUCUAUCAUACUGAUCAUAUGUUCCAUUCUUCUUGCAGGACUGGUUUCAUUACUUUCUUGUUUACGAUCCUCAACAAAAGACUUUAGUUGCUGACCGAGGAGAAAUGGGAAUAGGCACUGCUUAUCAAGCUCAAGUACCCAAAACAGCUCGUAAAGGUUAGUUAUUGACUUUGGCAGACUUUUGAAAUACCUUGUAUUUCAUACAUUGUAUGUCAUGGUUCAGUAUUUUUCUAGACCUCAAUUAACAGCAUCACAACAGAAUCUUUCCAAAGGGAAUCCUUUGUCUUGUGGUAGAAGGUCAAUAUUUCAUUUUGCUAUCAUCCACUUCUAGAAAGCAUGAAAUGUUUAAAAGACAGAAAAUGCUCUUGCAAUUGUUGACAUCUGCAUAUAUCAAAGAUCAAGUUUGCUUUUGAUGCUUGAAACAGAAUGUGAUACUUAAUUUUUUUGGGUCUUAUGUUUCAAGUGUCAGUUCAAGUUGAAAAUGUUGAUUUUAAAAAUUUUCAGUGUAAAUUAGUUAACCUGAAAUGAGUUGAAAUUGUUGUUCUUUUUAUACUUAAGGACUUCAAGAUGAUAGGGAUCUUUCUAAACUGGAAACUUUGGUUUGGAACCCAAAAAAUCCCCUGCAGGAUCAACACAUUGAUCAGUUUCUUGUUAUAGCAAGGUACACAGGACAAGCAGUAGAACAUAAUAUAUUUGUUGUUGUUGUUUUUGUUUUCUAUACCUUUCAACUUCCAAGGUCUGGUUUGUAACUCUCCCUUCUGAAUAUCAUUAAUUUCUUAGUGAAAUACUGUGACUUAAUACAUGACAUGUAAGUGUAAUAUUUUUUUUCUCAACACCUCUCUGGUCAAUGCUGUUUUGAUAUUGUAAGGAAAAGAUGCAUUUUAAUCACUGUUAAGAGGGUUACUAAACAAAUCAAACUGAUGUAAGGCUUCAUACCUAAGCCUUACCCAUGUCUUGUUCAAAUGAGAAUAAAUGCUUUGAUUCUUUCUCGUUUGGUAUGACAAAGCUUCUCAAUUGUUUUUAAAAUUUAUUUUAGAUCUGUGGGGACAUUCGCUAGAGCUCUUGAUUGUAGCAGUUCAGUUAAGCAGCCAAGCUUACACAUGAGUGCUGCAGCAGCUUCUCGAGACAUCACACUGGUAAGUUUUGAAUGAUUAAUUUCCUUUGUAGUGUGGUAUUGGUCUUUAAACGUCUUGGAACCAUUUGUGACAAUGUAGUUUCUUAGGUUAGUUGCAUGUAGCCCUUGUCCAUUGCCUUGAAGGCAUGAGUUCAAGAUCUGUCAAAGCCUGAAUUGUUUUUGUCCUUUUUUUCCCUAAAUUAUUGCAGCUUACUAAGAAUAUACUUAAAACUAUUCAUAGUUGGCUUAUACAUCAUUAUGCUUAUCAGUUAACUGUAUGUGUGAAAAUCAUUUUAAGCCCAUGUUAUUGAAUACAGCUUAUGGUAGGCAUACAGUAUUUGUCAGUAUUAUGGGCAGAUAAAAUGCACAAAGAAAAGAAGAAACAGAAUGGCAGUCAAAUUACCAAAAAAUAAAUAUGUAUAGCUCCAAAAAACAUAUUUCAUGUGGCUUCCUUUUUGUGAGCAAGAGCUCUGUGACAACUUUGCUUAAUAUAUACCAAAAAAGUCCUGUUUAUGUACUUCUUACAUCUAGCAAGGUCUGUGAAUGUAUGUUGCUUCUAAAUGAAAACAAAUGUUGUAUUUAAUUUGUUAAAAGGUAUGUCAAUUGUUUGUAGGCUAAAAAAUAAAUAAGUUUGGUAAUACAUGUACCAAAAAAAAAAAUAAUAAGUUUGUUAAUACAUGUAAAGAAACAAAGAAUCUUAUAAUAAAUAAUUUGCAUACUUGUUUGAUUUGAUGCAUUACCCAAGCCAAAAAAAAGAAAAAAAACACAAGGUUUCCACCCUAUCAGAAAAAUCAUGUUAUUGCAUAAGAUGUGCUUUCACUUGUAGUUCAGGUUUGACUCAAGACCAAAUUUGAAUAUGAUAAAUUUAGGUGCAUUCAUCAAACAUGCCAGAAUUUCUUGUCAUGCUUCAGAUCAUAUCGUUACCUUUGUAAAUCGUAUUGUUUGUUGUUAAAUUUACCUGCCCUUCAGCUGUGUCUUGGUUUGGUCUUAAUUUAAGGGAAUUUCGUUUGGGUUUGGAAUAGAUUUUCUUAUACUAAGUCAAGGUUAAAGGCAAAGUUAUUGUUGAUUAUAAUCUGAUUAGAUCUUGCACCCUAUUCAUAAUAUUUAAAUUCCUUUAUGUAAUGUGAUAUGUGAUUCAUUGGUGCAAUAUGUGAUAUCUGUUGUUUGAGAAAAUCAUUAAAGAAAGAAUUCAGAAGCACAUAUACUGAAAAAAGCCCUAAGCUUCUGGGUUUCAGUGUCAUUAGCCCUUUGAGGUUCUCCUCAGCAGGGCAGUUUAUUAUGCUGUUUGAAUGAUAAUCCUCCUUCUGGGUGGAAUUGUCAGAGGUGGUUGAAUUGAAGUAGAGUAGAAAGCUGGUGACCUUGCAUAGCAUGUGAACAGUCCUAGAGUGUGGACAGUUUUGGGUCUCCUUGAUAAUGUUGUACAUGUACAUUGAAAGACAAUAUUUUUAAACUAUCCAACUCUGUGAGAACCUUGGUUUCUACUGGAAUGUUAUAGUAUAGCAGAAAUGCCUCUAACUAUUAGUGCAUUCCUUUUUCUUGAGGUUUUCUAAUUUGUCAGAGUAUACUCUCAUUCUGCUAUUAGGGAAAUGUGGUGAGGGGAGAAUUCUGAGAAAGACCCAUCUAGGUUAAGGGGUGAACUUUAGACCACUGAGAAAUCUCUUGUGUGAAAUCCUGAGGCAAAAUACAACUUUUUCCCUUAAUUUUGUGUUCUCUGCCAUUUUGUACUCUGUUUUUAUCAAUAAUUUCAUGCUUAAUUUUGUUUCAGUCUCAUGCCAUGUGUGCUCUCCAUAAUAAUGGGUACAAUGUCAGCAAGGCAAUUGCUAGUCUGGUUCCCUCCGGUGGACCCAUUCUUUGUCGUGAUGAGAUGGAAGAGUGGUCAGCAGGUAGGUGUAUCAGAACAUUUUCUCAGUAUGCAUAUUUUCCUAACUGCUCCUUAAACAUUUUCUAGGGUGCUGUAAAAGAGAAUUUGUUUAACAAUCAAGAGCUUCUUUAUUUGGUGAUCAUUUCCUUUAUUCUCAUGAUCUUAAUGUGUGAUUGAGGGAUGAUUUUGUAAGGAGAAAUUAUACCCUUGUCUCUCUUAGUGGUUAAAGGGUUCUUGAAAGAAAUUUUGUUUUUACCUUUUGAUGAAAUUCUACUGAAGAAAAGAUCCAUGCUGAUGUAAAUGUAGAGAAGAGGCCUGUAAAAUUCCAGCCGCAAGAGGAUUCAAACCUGAGCUUCUUGGCUCAGUUGCUAGUGGCACCCAGAUAGUAUCUAGGAGGCGAGGGUUCAAUUCCUGGGGAAGCCUGAAAUUGUUCUUUCUCUUGAAGCCUGAUAUUGCAAGAUGACAACUUCAGGCUUUUGGGAAUAAACCAUGGAGUUAAUCUCAAUGAGUCUUGCAAUGAUUUCUUUUGUGGAUCAUGAAUUACUGAUCUACUCCAUGUAAAACAUUGGAUAAAUGUUGAGCGUCUUUUGUUCCCACACAGUGUGAAAUAUCAUCAUUUUAUUUUAACCACCUUCUAUCAACAAGUUCAGUUCAGCCCAAUGAAAGUAAAUUAUUUUUAAUUACCCAAGGAUAAUCACUAUCAUGCUUGGUCAAUAGUGAACUCAUUAUAUUUGAGGUAUUAUUGGUACCUUUGUGUAUGGUUUAAUUUAUGUUCAGUAACAAAUGACAAUAACAUGAUAAUGUUGGGUGAUCAUGAGUGGACAGUGUCACAAUUUCUUGGACUAUUGAUGAAAGUGCUAAAAUUAUUGUUUGAUUAUCAUAUUAGGAGAAGCAACUUUGUUUGAAGAAGCCCUUCAAAAAUACGGAAAAGAUUUUGCUGACAUUCAGAAAGACUUUGUAAGUUGUAGUUCAGUGUUCUGCCAAUGUUGAGAUCUGCACUUUUUUAUUAUUCUGUGUGUGACCUCUAUAAAGUGAUCUAUGUGGCAUCGCUGGUUAAAUCUGUGUUUUUAUUUCCCUAUAGCUUCCAUGGAAGAGUCUACCAAGUAUAGUGGAAUAUUAUUACAUGUGGAAAACCACAGACAGAUAUUUACAACAGGUUAGAGAAAAGCUUUACGGUGAAAGAAAUAUAAAUUUUCUCUACUUAAUUUGUCAUUUAUUGCCUAUUUUAUUGUUUAUUCAGCACCUGCACUUUGGUAAUAUGAUACAUAAACUCAAAUUUUUUGGAUUUCUGAUUUCCUCCAGCCAUAUACCCAGUGUUUUGCACAACUGGAGAGCAUUUUUUCCUUUAAUUGAAACAGAGAAUUUGGGUCACACAUUUUUUCAUAUUUACUGGUAAAUAAAACAAAAAAAUUGUUUGAUUUGAUCACUGGAUGCCCAAUAAUAACACUGACACUUCCCAAGUCAUUUGUUUGGUACAAAGGAAACUCUUAUCAUGUUAUGUAAAUUCUAUAGUACUUCAAAUCCUAAAAUAAAUUUUACAACUCUUAAUGGUAUUGAGACUUAGUUGACUAUUGUUGUACCUACAAAACCUAAUAUAUUAAUUUUAUUUCUACUAAUUUUAUUUCAACUUUCACACACAUUCUUAGUAUAUAAAGAACUCAUAGGAAUUAGACUAUUUGAAUUUGAGAAUGAUGAUUUUUAGUCUUGAUAAUUUUAAAAUGGAAUAAUGUUAUUUUAGAGCAAUAACAAUAAUGAUUUCAAUGUUUUUUUCAUUUACUUUAUAGAAAAGACUUAAAGCAGUCUCUAAGGAAUGUAAUCUAACACAGAUCUACAUACCCGGCCUGUAAGUACACUAAAACAUGUGUUUUUGACCUAACCAUGAGGAUAAAUUAUAUUUUCUAUGAAUUGAUGUUGGUUAAGUGUGUAGGGUUCUUAGUUGUUCUUACUUCAUUUUGUUGUCACUAGUGAUCUAUUACUAGACAGACCCACUGCAUCAUGGAAUCUACUUAUAAGAAGGUCUCAUCCACACUGAUUUGAAUACAUUUGAAAAUGCAUCUUCUCAAUUGGUUGUGCAGGACAGUGUGGUUUGAUAGAAUUGAGCUUUCCUGCACCCAUUCACACUGUCAAAAGGCCUUUGUUUAUUAAAUUACUGAAGAUAAUUAACCAUAAAUAACCUUCAGAGGAGAGUGUUCCAGCAUACAGAGCUUUUUCAGAAAAUUGUAGUUUUUUAUUUGCAGAUGGUAGAUUGAUGACAUUUUACUUGUUUUUUUUUUAGUGGUGGAAGUACAAGUCAAUCAGGGAAAAAGCAGACAUCUACGAUAAUUUUAACUCCGCCACCUGGUGUAGCAACUAACCUCAUUGGUGUUACUUGUGAAAGCUGUUAUGGUGUGUAUGAUUUACAGUUUUAACUGUAGGUAAAGCAUUAAGGUUAGGGCAUUGAAGAGGCAGCAAGUUAGUGGUCUUAGCUUGUUUUACUCCAGUUUACUGUUGUAAGGGGAGAUGAACAAGUCUUUUAUGCCAAUUGUCUGUUUGUGAACUGUCUGGUUUUUUGAACUGCAAGAUGGUUUGUAGCAGACUUAGAAACCUUUGAGAAACUUGUUUUGCACAAGAAUUAUAAUAAUGGCAAUUUUUACAACAACUGAAGAGGGUGGACACUUAUUAACUUUUCAUACUCACAGGGUGGGUUUUUAUUCAAAGUUGGGUACUUUAUGGUAACACUCUUUACUUGUGGCUGCAGGUACCUCAUCCCAGCAGUGGUACCCCUGGGGAGUUCCAAAUUCGCAACAUAAAUUCUGGCUUUGCACGUUGUGCUGGAUUUACUGGAAGAAGUAUGGUGGACUUAAAAGACCAGGUGUUUAUAUGUACAUUUUACAGCUUUUGAUGUAGGACCAGGAAUGUCUAUUCUGAGAGGCUUGUAAUUAAAACUGAAGCUUAUUACAAUGAAGCACCUGUAGAAAAAGGCCAAGGGACUGUAAAAACGCAUUCUUUUAUGACAGUUAAUUGUUAUGAAUUAACGUUUUCUAAAACAUGUAUGGACAAAAUUUGAAUUUAAACCUUUGGUCUAUAGACAAAGUACAUCAAACUAUCCCAGGCAGGUAACAUACUCGGGUUUUAAACAAUCACAAGUUGAUAAUCUGAAUCAAACAUACUCUAAAAGAGAGUGGCACAUUUCUUAGUACAAAUCAACAAGGAAACGGUGGGUUGGUAAACAUGUUGAAUUUGGACCACUUAGAUGGAAGUUCUGCUAAAUUCUGUUAUUGUUGUGAGUGGAAUAGGAACCUGGAACCUACUAAGCACAUCUUGGGGGUUAAGAAAGGAUAAACAACUUUUCGCUGAUGAAAACGCUGAUUUUGGAAAUAAUGUAACGUUUCCGACCCGUUGACCCGAUAGCCUCGCUUUUGCGUACGCUAAUAGGAAACCACUGUCCAACUAAACCACGUGUGCGGAUCUGGAAUAAGAGCUACUGUUUUUAAUAAUAUUUCUUUUGCCUCGGUGUCAGAUGGUCUGUCUGGAAAGGGUCAUGGCGGUCUUCAGCCAAGCUACACCUGCAGAGUAUGCGGCAAGGUCUUCAACAGAGCAGGUAUCUACAGAGUGACGUGUAGUUGACUUAUGGGAAAUUUAUCUGAGCAGAAAGGAAAAAACAACAACAACAACAACAUCAUCUCCAUGUUUUCAAGCAUCUUUUCUUCUAGAUUUAUCAACUCCCUCUGAUAUUUUCCUUCCCUCUGACUGGCUGUUAGGAUAACUGUGGUUUUGGUUUUACAACACUUCAUGAAAACAUCACAGUAUUCAUUGAUCAAUUUUAUUUAUUUGGUUGAUUGCUAAAUCAGGUGCAGAGUUUCCUCUAUUAUUUUGUAACAUACGUGUAAUAUUGACACACUUAAGUCGAAUAAUGCUCUCAUAUCGCAAUGUUUAUGAUGUUUAUCAACAGAGCGUCUGUCCAGUCACAUGGGAACACACAAGGUGUACAAGUGUGGGGUGUCACGAUGUGAAAAGGUAAAUUUGUCACGAUAUGAGUUGUCUGAAUUAUGAUGUGACUGUGACCUCAUGGGCACAGGCAUGAUGCAUUGGUGAGAAUGCUCUCUGUCCAGUCAUGUGACUUAGGUUGAGCACCUGGACAUUUCAGUUCUGUUAGGUGAAGAGAUUCUGGACAGAAUCAUUGUCCUCCAAGCAUGUUUUUUGUGGAACCGUUGACAUGUACAUGAAUAGCAAAAAUCUCUUGAGGCUGGCGCAAUUAAAGAGAUGUUGGGAAGUUAAACUAACCCAUUUUCAAACCCGACCUGUAGCCGUACACCCCACUUAUGAAAUGAAAGCCUAUCUUGUACAAAUGUUUUGUGAGAGUUUGUAGUUUAAUCCUAUAAGUAUUGAGGUGUUAAUGGAAAGUGCAUCCCCAUACCAAGGAAACUGAAUGUUCUCUCAGAUCUUUUUUACGCUUUUGACGCUGUUUACAUUGUAACAGUUGCACACAAUUCUGUACCUGACAACACAAUCCCAACGUUUUCGUCGUUUUGCGUCAGUGAACCUAAUGUUAAACAUGCUCUGUCAAACUUAAAAGUUUGAGUGAUUUUUGUGACUUGCAAUACUUGGCUCUACACGGUCGCUUUAACUCUUCAUUCUCAUGCAUCAUUCCUUCUUUUAGCAAAAAUUUAUGUUAAUCUCCUCCAUUCUCAGGUAUGCGUAUUUACUUGGUCCUUUUUGUUGUUGUGUUACAUCCAUUUUCAUUCUCGUCAUCACCAGGUUUUCAACUCUCGUCCCAACCUCACUCGGCACCUAACAGCCGUGCAUGGAUGCAGACCACCCAGCCCGCGUAAACUCAAACCUAGGUCACCGUUUUACAUUAGAGCCUUACCGCUGACCAAACUGGCUCGGCGGCUGUGCCAAGAUCUGUAUAAUAAAGUACAUCAUUGUCGAGUGGUCGGAGAAGCUCUGAAUAUUCAAGAAAUCAGAGCACAGUGUAAGUUUCCCACCGGUCAGUCUUCUCAUAAUUUCCUAGAGAUGUCAUGACUUUUGGACUCUUGCAUGAAAAGUUUACUCCCAAAUAUUAAAUCUUAUCAGUGCUCGUUCACGAACUUGUGUCAGUUUGGUAGGAAGGGGGCAACAGAGUCAGUCCAGACUCGUGGAUUUUUUAAAAUGUAUUCAAAUUUGUAGUCCUAUUUUGAUGACCUUGAAAGAGUAAACACGUUGAAAAUCAGUAGAAAACUGACUUUCUACCAUUGCAACUGAUAGCAAAUGAACUUUAUUGUUUUAGUAGUUAUUCCCAACCAAUACAAUGGAAUAGUCCAGUAUCGCUCUUUUGUGAUUUAAAUGUUUGUGAAUUUUUUUUUCUUUAGGUUUAAAGAGGUUAGAGACGCCUAAAGCUGAGGCUAUAAUUAAAGCGAAGAAACGGAGGGUGGAACGAAAACUUCACGAUGUUGUGGACAAGAUUAAAGCAAACCCACCAAAACCACACAAACCUCCUAAACCGUCCAAACCAACCUUACUACCCCUCCCUAAGGAACACUCACCAACCUCACCAUCCCCUCCCACUCCUACUGGUCACUCAAUUACCUCCCCUUCAAGAAAAAUGAUUCCCCCGUCGAAGAGCUAUGUACCCAUACAGCCGACCCCACCCAAGGCCAGCGACUGGAAGUACGCAGCCAUCCCCUCAGCUAAACCUGUUGUACAAAGUCAGCAAACUUCCCAGCAGACGACGAACCAUAUGAUGGCCAGGAAGCGGUCUCACGAAAGUGGCUCCGUGCAACAGAAUGGUAUUGACGGUAGGACGAUUUGUGAUUUGAAGUCCUACUGACAGAGCAAUGGCUCUACCUAGCAUCGCCCCAUAAUUGAUCGAGAAAAACUUGUGCUACUCUCCAAAGCAAUCAGUUGCAAGACUAAAACCAGUCGCUACUUGAUCACUCAUGUUUUCUUGUGCGUGAUGCUCUAUAGAAUAACGCUCAGCUUAGCAGCUCAGAAUUGCCAGCCACUUUCUGUUACCAGUGUAUUUGUUGGCUUCACAGAACUACGCCUUGUUAGUCUUCUUGUGGAAAAAUCACCCCAGCCUCGUAAUAAAUCAGAUGCAAAACUCGAAUCAAUCACGAAUUCGUUAUCGGCUUUUACUCUGGCCUCGUUAUGUUUAGAAGUUACCUGCUCCUUUAAAUUCUUUCUUUUACUUUGGUUCUGGUGUUGAAUCAAGAGUUCUCUUAUUCUUCGCAAAAUUUUAUUGUAAGAAACGAUGCGCUAUAAGGUACUGUUUGUGUUCCCGUCUACAGGUCCUUCGGCUAAACGGCUCAGUGCAACGUCACCAUUGGGGAAGAAAGGCUGUGAGUGCACCUACUGUGGAAAGAUCCUUCAUAAUCAAGGUAAGCAGUAACUCAUGUUACAGGCUGCUUUGCCGCACCAGUCUUUGUGGAGCGUAAGGCAUCGGCUGAAGAAAGUGUGAGUUUGUCAGAGAAGAUGAUGUUGGAUGAUUCCUUGUUGGGUCAAUUUCUCUUACUUCCGGGAGUUUCGGUCUUGAUUGUGAUCAAAUUGGUGGAUUUUUAGCUGAUUGUUUUCUUCAUAAAAAGAAAAUUAAAGGAAAUGAAAACGAUGUGGAGUCGGAUCUUCUAAAUUUGAUAAUAAAUUUGAAUUAUUAAUCAAAGAAAAUGAAUAGUCAUCACAAGGAAGCUUAAAAUUGUCUAGGCCGAUAGAAGGGGAAGAUAAAUUAGACAGUAUCAGAAGGAAGGAUUAAUGGAAAAUGUGUGAGUUCGGUUCUAUUGACCAGUUUGUUUAAGUUAAAUCCUAAAGGAGUGUUUUCAUUAUUAUUGACAGCGAGCUUAACACACCAUGAACAAACGAUGCACGCGUCUGCAGAGCCGCCUAAACAGCGGUCGUACCCCGCAUAUUGUGAUGUCAGCCCGGCCUUGGGUCCCGGAUCUACUAAGAUUGUGCCAUAUGCGCAGCAUUCAGUGACGUCAUACAUCAAUGGACAGCUUCAUUUAGAGCGUGGCAUGAACAAUUUGCCCAACUACUCUCCCUCAGGGGCAGCAAACAAGCCGUACCUCCUCCCAAAGCCUACAGCUCCGGUUAAGGGAAAUCCUGAGGGAGGUGUCAUAGUGAAUUCAGUGGCCACACCAGUUCCUAACAGGGUGGUGGUCGGUGAGAAUGCCAAGCCGGUGGAAAAUAGCAAGCCAAGUCCGGUGAUCAAGUCUGUAAGCUCCAAAGGUCACCACCUGAAUCCGCAGUUCAUUGAUCCACCUGAGGAAUUCCAGUUCCGCUCAAACAAACGCUCAAGGUAAUCUAAAUUUAUGCUAAGAACCUAUCGGUAGGAGGCUAAUUGUAGAAUUCUUAUCGCGUGUCUUCUUCAUCGUAUUGAUGUUCGACUUCGCUGGUCUCCAAGUAUGUUAAUGUUGAAUUUGUCCUUUCCUUGGUUUACUCAAAAUACACUACUAGCACUCGCUUUUUUGUCAGCGAAUUCGCCGCGCGAGUCCAUAAAAAUUAUGUUUGCGCGCCGUGCAGAACACUGGGGAUUAGGUGCACGGCGCGCUAAAAUCAAUUUUUUUGUUUUCCACGGAAUUUUUGACUCGUGCAACGGAUCUGGCGAAAAGAAGGAACUUCUCGUAGUCUAGACUCAAAAGCCCAUUUAGAGGUUUUGUGAAUGAUUCUCUGAGUCUUGAUAUGUUGUUCCCCGCUAGGAAAGCACGCAGAGUCUUGCCAGCGGACUCCCAAAAAAAAGUUGCGCGAAGACCGUGGAAGGAAGUGAAAUGUAGCGUGCAUCUUCGCGCCCUUAUUUACGCCAUGCCACCCCCGCCAGAAAGCGAAGCAGUGGAACCUAUUGUUAUCGACGAUGACUAAGAUGUUGAUCAGAUGCAAACUUGAAGCUCGCGUUGGGAAUGGUUAAAGAUGGCGACAUGUGUGAGUCACAUGGUAUGUGAUGUCACCACAGGCUUUGCAUGGCUUUAGAUUCAAGAAAUUAUCGAGAUUUCGUCUGUAAAACACGUGCUAUUUUGGCCGGAAUCUAGACUAUCUAAAGUUUAUGAGGUCAACAAGUAAAACUGUUCAAUUGACCUAAUUCCCUUUCGUCUCUAUUGUGCAAUUUGUACGAAGACGGUAAAUUAAUUCUUCUUUUUAAUUAGGAAAAAAAAUCUGAUACUCCCUUCUCUUUGACAGCGGAUGUCAUAUACACAUUCGCAAAUGUAUAGUAGUCUUCACUUGAAUAUACCUCAACGGAGGAGAGAGUUUACGGUGUAGAAAUUCGUUUCACUUGACUUAAGUAUUCUGUUUCAUUUUGUGGACCAAUGCAUUCCUUAGACGAUAAGUAGUAGCUGCUGAGUGUAGCAAUUAGUUAGUGCUUGAGAGGUAGGGGGUGGGGUGAUCCGAGUGAUACAUCCCCUCCUAAGGAAAUUCCUGUAGAUUUUGCUAUUCAGGUUUAGAGGUAGUAUGUGUUAGAGAGAAUGAAGAAUAUAUGAUUCAAGGCCGCCUGGGAAAGUCCUUAAGUAAAGUGUUUUGCAGUAUUGUAUUAUAGUUAUUAUGAGCGUAUAUUCGUUUUAUAUUGAGAGACCCUAUGUAUUGGAUCAGAUUUUUAUUUUAAAGUACUUUGUCUAUUAGUGUUAUAUUGUCUAUGUAAUUAUUUAUUUGGUCUUGCAGUAAACUGUAAGAGACUCGAACGCCUUCCUGGCGAGAGAGAUAAAAGCCUUCAAAGGUCAACUUUUUCGUUUCGCAUUAACCCUUAAACUCCUAAGAAUGAUUGGUAUCUAAUUUCUCCUUACUGUGUCAGUGCUGAAUCAGACGAAAGUAAUGAGAAUCAAGGAAAUGAUCGUCAACUUAAGCCCUUGAUUGUUAAACAAAUUCUCCUCGGAAAUGUACGGAGAACAGUAUGGAGAAUAUGCAUACCGAUGUUAGGGUGCAAAUGGUUAAAGGACAGUUCUCUCUUGGUCUCUCCUCUAUUCUGGCGUAGGGUGAAUGUGGAAUCGAAGUCAGCCUAAAUUGACGAAUUACAUUUAUUAUAUUUCCAAGAAAAGCUUAGGUUCCUCAGCUGGGUUUCGAGCCGCCUUUUUCGUGAAAAGUCGGUCGCAUUCAAUCAUCUUCGGCACCCUAUCGAAGUGAUUUAAAUUCUUGAAGUUCGCACUUACUCCAAGUGAAACCUGACUGUAACUGUUAACCUAACUUGAACUAUUCUAAAACGAUGAAAUAAAUUGUGUAUAGUUACUACCAAGAACGGACGUUAUUGGCGUGAAGCAUUUAACGCAACAUAGAUUGUGGCAGGGGGGGAACACCUCAAUUUUAACGGAGUUUCUGCACGCG
Molecule: messenger RNA, 16552 nt
Organism: Pocillopora meandrina
Lineage: Eukaryota; Metazoa; Cnidaria; Anthozoa; Scleractinia; Pocilloporidae
Source: the annotation of a GenBank genome assembly